GACUACAGCAGAUGGCAACACGCAGCUAGCUAUGUUCCCUAGUCAUUUACAAGCAGAAAAGGGCUGUGCAUUUCUCUAUCGUUCCUUGAAUUCAUGAGGAGUACCCAACGCCUGGUCUUGAGCUAUCGCAACGAUGGCUAGCAAGAAGACCCACCAACAGGAAAUGGUCCAGGUUGCGGACCGUUCUGAGAGUGCGUCUCCUUUCUGGAAAUCGAAAACUACAUCUCAACAGAAUGUCAGCCCUAGACCCUAUGAUGCCAGCUCUGUGAUUGGCGCAUCCUAUUCGCAUGCCGACAUACUAAACACGCCGGCUCGUACGCCACCUAGGUCUGGAUCGAGCGCAGGACAUAGUCGCACCGGACAACCCUCCCUCCCACAUCUCGAAGGGAAGAAAACCUCAUCGCCGAACCGCCCUUAUAAUAAUAUACUCUCACAUUCGUCGCGUGGCUGGGGUUAUGGAAAUGACGUGGCAGACGAUGACGAGGACGAUGAGAUAUUUUAUGAUGACGACGAAGAUGAAUUUGGGCUUCCUAGUAUUGCUAGCAUGCGGAAGAAGGGCAAAAACACUCGACGUACGCCUUCCACGUUUACGACAGCCAACACAAUAUCAGGGAACUCGUCUUUAGGAGCCGAUCUGGACACUGCUUAUCGACCAAGAGCCAAUAGCUCAGAUAUUGCCGAAGAACGAGGUGUAUCGCUUUACCCGUCAGCAAAGAAGACCGAGGGCAAGAUACUGCGUCCUCAGUAUAAGGAUAUCUUGAAAGAUCCUGCCAAUUCCUUGAAUCUAAUAAAUCAUUCUCCGCCGCCUUCUGACGCGACACCUAGUCAACGAGAAGCCCAUUCUGCGCGAAUUUCCAGAAUUAAUAAGUUUAAACGGAUCUUACAGGCAAGUACCGUGUCCUUGUCAGAGCUCCGCUCUCUUGCUUGGUCUGGGGUUCCCGAGGAAGUAAGGGCUAUGACAUGGCAACUGCUGUUGGGCUACCUGCCCACGAAUAGUGAACGCCGCGUCUCGACACUCGAAAGAAAGCGUAAAGAAUACCUCGAUGGAGUUCGUCAAGCUUUCGAAAGAGUUUCUGUGAGUGGGGGAUCCGGCCCAACCAACACGAGUUCGGGCCGUGGUAGAGGCUUGGACGAGGCAGUUUGGCACCAAAUUAGUAUUGAUGUGCCCCGUACGAGUCCACACUUGCAAUUAUAUAGCUACGAAGCUACACAGCGAUCUUUGGAAAGAAUACUUUACGUCUGGGCCAUACGGCAUCCUGCCAGUGGUUAUGUACAGGGAAUCAAUGACCUUGUGACUCCAUUCUGGCAGGUCUUUCUAGGUGCUUACAUGACCGAUAUGAAUGUUGAAGAAGGAAUGGAUCCAGGACAGCUGCCAAGAUCCGUCCUCGAUGCUGUAGAAGCUGAUUCCUUCUGGUGCCUCACAAAGCUUCUUGACGGUAUUCAAGACAAUUAUAUUUAUGCUCAGCCGGGUAUACAGCGACAAGUGAAAGCAUUGCGCGAUUUAACAAAGAGAAUUGAUGCUAGCUUGGCGAAACACUUGGAAAAUGAAGGAGUCGAAUUCAUGCAGUUCAGUUUUCGAUGGAUGAAUUGUUUGCUUAUGAGAGAAAUGAACAUAAAGAGUACAAUUCGAAUGUGGGAUACAUAUAUGGCCGAGGAGCAAGGGUUCUCUAGGUUUCAUUUAUAUGUUUGUGCCGCUUUUCUUGUCAAGUGGACUGAUAGAUUGCUCAAAAUGGACUUCCAGGAAAUCAUGAUGUUUCUUCAGGCACUUCCAACCAAAGACUGGACCGAGAAAGAUGUUGAAUUGUUACUCAGCGAAGCGUUCAUAUGGCAGAGUCUAUUCCAAGAUUCAAGCGCACAUUUGAGACAAGACGGUGAAGAUGCCAACACCGGAUACAUGUUUUGAUCGUUAUUUAACCCCUUUUUUGUACCGAUACGAGAGGACACCUUCAGGGUUCCCGAUCUCUAUUACUACGAGGCAUUGUCUACUUAGACAUAAUUACAGACGAUAUACACGCAUUUCCUGAUAUAGAAGCGUGUGCUUAUAAUACCCACCUCUCUUGAGAGAAAAUCCAUUGUUACAGACUAUAAGUUAGCAUCACACUUGUGA
Messenger RNA from Talaromyces stipitatus ATCC 10500, 2107 nucleotides. Its product is annotated as GTPase activating protein (Gyp1), putative. The coding region runs from base 134 to 1903 and encodes 589 amino acids. Gene Ontology annotation, molecular function: GTPase activator activity. The transcript has 8 exons. NCBI's taxonomy places the organism in Eukaryota, Fungi, Ascomycota, Eurotiomycetes, Eurotiales, Trichocomaceae. Gene Ontology annotation, biological process: activation of GTPase activity. Gene Ontology annotation, cellular component: Golgi apparatus. The record is from RefSeq and is a predicted model, not a curated record.